AUGGUUGCCUUGCGCAAUGCUCGUGUUCGGCGCUAUGUCCUUCUUUGCCAUUUCUUCUGCUUUUGGCAUUUCGCAGCGCGAACCUUACAGUUCUCUGCCCUGCCGCCGAUUUCAAAGCUGUUGAAGGACGUGGAGCACAAUGAGGUGCCAAGCUGGAUUCGGGAGCAAAUAUGCGACUUGGAGUAUGAUGAAGACAUCGCCAACAAGGUGGUAAAUGCACUGUCCGUUUUUCCAAGAAAGGUGCUGACGGAAAUGUCGUAUGAAAACAUAGCACUCGUUUUGACAGAAGCCCAGAUCGACGAGAGCGUUGUGCGACCAGUAGCAAUGGGUCUGUCCAACCGCAUUCAGAAGGGCAUUACCCAACCACAACCCGUUUCUCGGCAAAGAUUGGUUUCAGUUGUUGCCCGAGUUCGUUGUGUUUUGUUUCUCGCUGAUGUGAGACAGCGUUUAUGUUUCUGUGGCUGCUUUGCUGAUUUUCAGGUUCAGAGCGAUGUUCCCGAGAAUGUCAAGGCCUUCGCACGAGCUUUGGAUGAUGCAGAGCUGGAAGGGCAAAUUCUCAGAACGGAAACGGGCAGUUUCAAGUUAGAACAGGACUCUGAAAUUUGGGACGAAAAGCAGUUCUACGUGCGGGACUGCUACAAAGAGAUUGCCGACAUCAUGUUGAAGAAAAAACCUCAUAGGAUGUCUUUGCUGGGCUCGUCUGGGAUCGGCAAGUCCAAUUUUAUGGUAUAUUUAAUCUGGCGUCGCUUCCAAGACAGUGAACUUAAAGACUUCCCAGUUUUUCUGCACCGCGACAACGUCAUCCAUCGGUUUAAGAAGGGCGAAGAGCCAAAGAAGGUCGAUGCCGAUACUUUGUAUUCAGCCCCUGCACAAGCUUUGUAUAUCAUGUAUGCCGACAUUGAUGUGAAGCAUGGGGUCUUUUGCCAGUCUUUGUGGAUUACCUCUGCGCGGAGGCCCGUUACAGCGGCUUCCAACACGGAACAUUUCAAGCAAGCCGAGCGCUUUUCUGGGCAGUUCUUUAUGCCACCAUGGACGCUGACGGAGAUGCUGAGUGCAGAGGUCAUGGCCUUACACAAGCUGAAUGAGGAGGUUGUCAAGGAACGCUUCGGCAUCUUUGGUGGCACUGCGAGGCUUGUUUUGGAGAGGGACGAGACAAGGGCAGGCGUCGACCGAAGAAGGCUCGUAGAGGCCGUGCAGUCAGCAGAUGCGAUGCAAUGCCUUAAAGUAUCGUCUGACAUGAAAGCCAUAAGCAAGAGGACGCACUUGCUGGUGAAGAUGAUGCCAUGGCCAAACUUCAGCUGGUUUGAUGUGCAGUUGUCGUCUCCCUAUGUUCGGCAAGAGCUGGUGAAGCGAAACAGAGCAAAACGAGCCCAAGCUCUUUGGGAUCGUAUUGAUGAUGGGAUGAUUACGGGCAUCGGUUUUGCAUUGUUUGAGGAAGAGUUCCACCAGUUCAUGCAGGACAAGUCCAUCGGCAAGUUCAAGCUCCGAGCCAGAUGCUUGACAGCUGACGGGAAGGGGUCUGACACAACACAGGAACUCCAAGGUGGUCUUGCAGGAGUGCUGAUUUCGGGCAAUCCCGCAGCAGACAUCAAGGAUGGCGAAUACUACCAGCCGCAGAGCAAAAACUUUCCUGCCUUUGACUCAUGGACCUCACAGGGCGUUUUUCAGCUGACGAUUGCCGAUACACAUGACAUCACCUUCAAUGACGGUGGCAAGGCAAUGGACGUGACGAAGACGCAGGCGUAUAAGAUUGUGGAUGCACUUUGCAAGAAGCAUGACAGCAAAGCCAAAUUCUUCUUUGUCGUUCCGCAGUUUCAGUUUGAUAAGUGGAAGACUGUGCAGACAGUGAAACAGCCAGAGAUGGCUGAGAAGAUUGAGCAAUGGGUUGUGUGCUUUGAACAGCCUCCACGCUCAGUGCAUCGAGUGCCCAUGAAGAAUGUGGCAUCCGAGGAGCGACAUUUGGAACUUCCGGAGGUGACCCACUUUGUUGAGGAAGAGGCUGAAGGCUGCUUGGAGGAGGGAUGCUCAGUUGAGGAGAUCGAGAACAUCCAACACAAACUGGAGAGAGAUGAAGGCCGAAUCCGCGAGGAAAUCGAAAAGCUGCGGGUUGCGCGAGAAGACUACGACGUUGAUUCAUCAACCGGCAUCGGAAUGCUGCGCGUGGCUUUGAGCAGGCUUCAUGGUCUCAGCGAGAAGCUUCGCAGGAUGUUGGAUGCCCACGGGGAACAGAUGGCCAAGGACUUCGGAGCCUACCUGGCCUUUGGCAACGGCAAGACUGGAGGAUUCCUGACUUUGAAGAAUUUCCCUCAAGCAGCCUGA
Cladocopium goreaui is the source of this 2319-nucleotide messenger RNA. The record is from the annotation of a GenBank genome assembly. NCBI's taxonomy places the organism in Eukaryota, Dinophyceae, Suessiales, Symbiodiniaceae.